Capsicum annuum is the source of this 2406-nucleotide messenger RNA. Its product is annotated as pleiotropic drug resistance protein 1-like. Gene Ontology annotation, molecular function: ABC-type transporter activity; ATP hydrolysis activity; ATP binding. NCBI's taxonomy places the organism in Eukaryota, Viridiplantae, Streptophyta, Magnoliopsida, Solanales, Solanaceae. Gene Ontology annotation, cellular component: membrane. The coding region runs from base 1 to 2406 and encodes 801 amino acids. The record is from RefSeq and is a predicted model, not a curated record. The transcript is spliced from 15 exons.
AUGUCGCUCGGACUCUCCAAAAAUGUUGCUGCACUCGUGUCAGAUCCUUCAGACAUACACUUAAGAGAUAUUAGUGGCAUAAUUAAGCCCAACAGACUGACUUUGCUUUUGGGACCUCCUACUUCUGGAAAAACAACUUUGUUGUUAGCUUUGGCUGGAAAGCUUGAUCCUACUCUUAAGGUAAUGUUUUUUGUUCCUGUACUUACUAGGAGGGAUAUUGUUAGAAAUGAGAUUAUUCGAGAUGGUGGGCGUGGCUUCAGUGGAAGACAAGGCGUGGGAAAUGAGGUUGAAAUGGUUUGGGCAUGUGAUGAGGCGGAGCACAGCUUGCUAUGGAUGGUUUCAGACGGGGUAAGUGGAAAGGUGACAUAUAAUGGAUAUGAAGUACAUGAAUUUGUGCCACAAAGAACAGCAGCUUAUAUUAGCCAACAUGAUUUGCAUAUUGGUGAAAUGACUGCUGGAGUAACAGAAGGACAAAAAGCCAAUGUUGUUACAGAUUAUUUUCUUAAGAUUUUGGGACUAGACGUUUGUGCAGAUACUAUGGUGGGAGAUGAAAUGCUGAGGGGUAUUUCAGGUGGACAAAAGAAGCGCGUGACGACUGGUGAAAUGCUUGUUGGACCAUCGAAUGCACUUUUCAUGGAUGAAAUAUCAACUGGAUUGGACAGUUCCACAGCUUAUUCCAUCGUGAAUUCCCUAAGCCUGCCCCUGAGACGUAUAUCGGACGGGUACAUUGUGUAUCAAGGCCCUCGUGAUGCUGUGCUCGAGUUCUUUGAAUCCAUGGGUUUCAAAUGCCCAGAGAGGAAAGGCGUGGCCGACAUCUUGCAAGAAGUGACAUCAAAGAAGGAUCAACAGCAAUAUUGGUCGAGGAGGAACGAGCCUUAUAGGUUUAUCACAUCGAAAGAAUUUUCUGACGCGCACCUGUCUUUUCAUGUUGGGAGGAAAUUAGGCGAUGAGCUUGCAACACCAUUUGACAGGACCAAAUGUCAUCCUGCUGCUUUGACUAAUGAAACGUAUGGUAUCGGAAAGAAAGAGCUCUUGAAGGUUUGCGCUGAAAGAGAAUUUCUGUUAAUGAAGAGGAACUCGUUUAUUUACAUAUUCAAGUUCGCUCAGCUUAUAAUCAUGGCUCUUAUGACUAUGACCCUCUUUUUCCGAACUGAAAUGCCACGAGAUACAGUAGAUGAUGGAGGAAUAUACACUGGUGCUCUCUUUUUCGUGGUGGUUACGGUUAUGUUCAACGGGAUGGCUGAGAUGGCCAUGACAAUUUUCAAGCUUCCGGUCUUCUACAAGCAAAGAGACCUUCUCUUUUUCCCUUCAUGGGCUUAUUCAAUUCCGUCAUGGAUCCUCAAAAUCCCCGUAACACUUGUUGAAGUCGGUCUUUGGGUGAUCCUUACAUACUACAUCAUUGGAUUUGAUCCUAACAUUACGAGAUUUUUGAAACUAUUCUUGCUGCUCAUACUAGUAAACCAGAUGGUAUCAGGAUUGUUUAGAUUCAUUUGCGCGGUAGGAAGGACUAUGGGAGUUGCUAAUACAUUUGGAGCAUUUUCGCUUCUUUUACAGUCUGCAUUGGGUGGUUUUAUCCUUUCACGGGACGAUGUGAAGAGCUGGUGGAUUUGGUGUUACUGGAUCUCACCGAUGAUGUAUUCAGUAAACUCAAUCCUCGUGAAUGAAUUUGACGGGAAAAAGUGGAAACAUAUCGCGCCAAAUGGAACCGAGUCCCUUGAAGCUACAGUGGUGAGAUCUCGAGGGUUCUUCCCAGAUGCAUACUGGUACUGGAUUGGUUUCGGGGCACUUUUUGGAUUUACGGCUUUCAACUUCUGCUACAGUCUUGCACUGGCUUAUCUCAACCCAUUUGGAAAGCCGCAAGCGGUGAUACAAGAAGACGGUGAGGAUGCUGAAAACGGUCAAGCUGCAUCGCAGAUAACUAGUACGGAGGGAGGAGAUAUCGUCAGUGCGGUUCAGAAUAAGAAGAAGGGAAUGGUUCUUCCAUUCGAACCCCAUUCUAUAACCUUCGACGAAGUUGUGUGCUCUGUUGACAUGCCUCAGGAAAUGAAAGAACAAGGUGCCAUUGAGGAUAGAUUGGUACUUCUAAACGGUGUGAGUGGAGCUUUCAGACCUGGUGUUCUCACAGCUUUGAUGGGCGUUAGCGGUGCUGGUAAAACAACAUUAAUGGAUUUUUUGGCUGGAAGAAAAACAGGAGGAUAUAUUAACGGCGACAUCAAAAUUUCUGGAUACUGUGAGCAGAAUGACAUCCAUUCACCUUAUGUAACGGUGUAUGAGUCCUUCGUUUACUCAGCAUGGCUGCGUUUAUCCAAGGAUAUUGACGAAAAAUCUAGAAAGAUGUUUGUUGAUGAAGUUGCGGAACUUGUUGAGCUUGGACCUUUAAGAUCGGCCUUAGUCGGUUUGCUAUGA